Salarias fasciatus (jewelled blenny) is the source of this 1241-nucleotide messenger RNA. It is a transcript of the gene jazf1a, whose product is annotated as JAZF zinc finger 1a. Gene Ontology annotation, cellular component: nucleus. NCBI's taxonomy places the organism in Eukaryota, Metazoa, Chordata, Actinopteri, Blenniiformes, Blenniidae. The coding region runs from base 199 to 930 and encodes 243 amino acids. The record is from RefSeq and is a predicted model, not a curated record. The transcript is spliced from 5 exons.
CCUCCCAGCUGCGUCCGCCGCUGUCCUGUCUGGCCGCCCCCGGUGUCUGCUCCGCGCUCUGCCCCUGCUCCCACCCCGGACCCGAAGCCUCUCGCCUCCUCGUCCACCGCCCCGGCUCCCGGACCUCCCUGCCCCGGUUCUUUCCUCCCCCCUCCUCCGCAUCCCCUCUCUCCCGGUGAAUGCACCAGCGCCGCCAACAUGACGGGCAUCGCCGCCGCUUCUUUCUUCUCCAAUUCCUGCAGGUUCGGCGGCUGCGGUCUCCAGUUCGAGACUCUGGCCGAGCUCAUCGUCCACAUCGAGGACAAUCACAUCGACACAGAUCCGCGGGUCUUGGAGAAGCAGGAGCAACAGCAGCCCACUUAUCUGGCCCUAAGCUACAUCAACAGGUUCAUGACGGACGCAGCACGCCGGGAGCAGGAGACCAUGAAGAAGAAGGCCACACCCAAGCUGUCCCUGUCCAUCACAGGCGGAGUGUCCAGGAACAGCACGGCCACGCCUCCCCGCCACACCAGCGGUAACCUGACGCCUCCCGUCACGCCCCCCAUCACCCCUUCCUCCUCAUUCCGCAGCAGCACACCUACAGGCAGUGAGUAUGAUGAGGAGGAGGUAGACUACGAGGAGUCGGACAGCGAUGAGUCGUGGACCACAGAAAGCGCCAUCAGCUCCGAGUCCAUCCUGAGCUCGAUGUGCAUGAACGGCGGAGAGGAGAAGCCGUUCGCCUGCCCCGUCCCCGGGUGCAAAAAGAGAUACAAGAAUGUGAAUGGUAUCAAAUACCACGCCAAGAACGGCCACCGCACCCAGAUCCGCGUGAGGAAACCCUUCAAGUGUCGCUGCGGCAAGAGCUACAAGACCUCCCAGGGCCUGAGACACCACACCAUCAACUUCCACCCGCCCGUCUCCACCGAGAUCCUGCGUAAGAUUCAGGGCUGACCACCCAAUCGCCAGUCAGCGACCCCAAACACAGCCCCGAUCCGCGUUUUCCUUCCUAUCCCACACACACUAAAGGAUCAUGUGCAUGCUUUAAGUUUUUUUUUGUUUUUUUUUGGGUCAUCUAUUUGUUUGCGUUAUGCUUAUUAUUAUUUUUUUUUUCUAUCCAUAUUAUAUCACUUGUAUUUUUUUUGAAAAAAAGUUAUCUUUGUAGUAUUUUAUUGAUGUAAAUUUGCACAUUCGUAUAUGCUAUCACUUAUUUUUUUUCCUCUUUUGUUUGACUCACAUAAGGUGCUAACUGUAAAAAAAAAAAA